Molecule: messenger RNA, 586 nt
Organism: Stegastes partitus (bicolor damselfish)
Lineage: Eukaryota; Metazoa; Chordata; Actinopteri; Pomacentridae
Product: prostate stem cell antigen-like
Exons: 3
Coding region: 1-336 (111 amino acids)
Source: RefSeq, a predicted model, not a curated record
AUGUGUGCAGUGCUGUCCCUGGACUGCUAUGUGUGCAGCGCUUCUGCCACCAAUGAAGAAUGCAACCAGAGCAGUCAGGAGUGUCAGCUGCCACUCGACACGUGCAUGACUAUCGUCGACACGUUAGGCGCGCUGAAGGCCAUCGUGAAGCAUUGUGCCAGCAGGGCGACCUGCAACGGAGCCGCGUCCUUCGCGUCAGUCGACUCCAACGGAGACGGAAACUCUGUCAACUGCUGCAACAGCCACAACUUGUGUAACUUCAGCGGAGUCGACUCGAUUCACAAACACACAACACUGCUGCUGACUGUGUGUGUUUUGCUGCUGCUGACACACUGAGGCCAGACGCACAACUGAUCCACAACCAGCCUGUAAUAAUCUGUUCUAUAACGCAUCAUGUAAAUAGUGUAUAUUAGAGACAUGCUGUAAACACACAUGAAGUACAUGUACAAUUAUAUAUUCCAGGAUUUAUAAUAUUUAUUCUUCUUGCUGUAACUUAUAGAAGCUGCAUUAAGCCUUCUAGCACUUCUAUUUAUAUGUACCGUGCUGUGAGUUGUACUCCUGUUUUCUUUAACGUCUUAUCGUUUUC